AUGGCUUCUAAGGACAGAGAGGGCAAGAGCCAGUCCUCAAAUGCCGCUGGAAAGCGUAGAGAGAAGCUCAACCACCGACAACAACCCCAGACAGGCUCGCAGCCGAAGCCAGACUGCCUAGACAGGAAAAGUUACACGGUAAACCGCAUUGUACCUGUGAAAAACGGUGACGUGGUGACGGUUGCCAAGGCGGUGCACAGACGACAGUUUGGGAGGAGGGUCAAGGAGCUGUUUGACCCAGAGCGGAAGGCAGCGGUGAAAGCCAUUGAGACAGGUGUUUACAUCGGCUGGAGGUGCCCAGAGUACUCGUGGGACUGUUUUCGAGUGGAGGAUGCCUCCAAAUGCUUCUGCGGACAUCGCUUGUCUGACCACACACCCUAUACAGGUACCAGCGUGCAGGUGCCCUGUACCGCCCCAUCCUGUGAGUGCAAAGCCUUUGAAUUCAUUCCGUCCAGACCGGAGGAAGUGGGGGAGUUCUGGCUGAGGAAGCGGCCGGGGUUCGACGCGGAGUCCUGGCGGGCAGCGUGCCGCUGCAAGCACACCCACGAGGAGCACGCUCCGGGGGUCGGUCACGCCUGCAGGAGACGAGGGUGCCGAUGUGCAUAUUUUGAGUCCAGCUUCCUCUGCGCAUCAUGUGACAAGCACUGGGAAGAGCAUCAAACGUUCUUUGACACGGAAGAUUCUAGAAAGAAGAGGAACUGA
Molecule: messenger RNA, 702 nt
Organism: Megalops cyprinoides (Indo-Pacific tarpon)
Lineage: Eukaryota; Metazoa; Chordata; Actinopteri; Elopiformes; Megalopidae
Product: protein FAM221B-like
Exons: 6
Coding region: 1-702 (233 amino acids)
Source: RefSeq, a predicted model, not a curated record